This is a messenger RNA of Drosophila mauritiana, 792 nucleotides long. RefSeq lists its product as uncharacterized. The transcript is spliced from 2 exons. NCBI's taxonomy places the organism in Eukaryota, Metazoa, Arthropoda, Insecta, Diptera, Drosophilidae. The record is from RefSeq and is a predicted model, not a curated record. The coding region runs from base 208 to 759 and encodes 183 amino acids.
GUUCUCAGGUUCGAUACAGAAUUCAUAACGGAAUAAAAACGUGCACAAUUAAAUUCAAAAGCUUACCUGCAGCGUAUUUGCCACCACACGAAAUAACAGGAGUCUUUUUGUAGAGCGACAAUUUAAGGCAGUACAAAAAGAACCAAGCUUAGAGUAUCAUUGAAUUGUUUAUAUUCCUGCUACCAAUUCAAGAGACUUUCAAUCAAGAUGGCCGGAUCGUCGAGCAUUAAUGCGCUGUUGGCCAAGCAAAUGAGUUUGGGCGAGGAAAUUCAGAGCCUCAUUCGCAAUUAUAAAAAGGAUUCGGCUCAACGGAAAUCUAAACUUGGAUAUUUUGAAGGGCGACUAUGCAAAUUGCAAUAUUUGUGGAAUGCAUUUACCGAUGGGCAAAAUACUAUUAAAACUCGCAACGAAAAGACGGAAAUGGAACAUACAUAUUUUAAAACCAACUUCUUUGUCAAAAUAAAGACUUUGGUAAUUUCAUAUAUAGGAGAAUUCAUUCAGAAACUGCCCACAAUAGAAAAUGAUACCGAAAACGUGCACGUAUUGGGAAAGGAUACUAGACACGUGACCGCAUCGCCGGAGAAUUCUGACGCUGAGUUCGAUUCUAAACUUCAAGAGCAGCGGCAAUCUAUGGACAGAAUUGAGGAAAUUAUACAAAAUUUGGAACGCGUGACAAGGAAUGGGAUUAACCCGAUCAUUUUACCCUAUUUAACACUAAUGAAAAAAAUGCAUGCGGAAAUGAAUCAAGUAGACAUGUAAAUGUAAUACGUACGUUGUGUUAUUUACUUAUUA